This is a messenger RNA of Corylus avellana, 1112 nucleotides long. The record is from RefSeq and is a predicted model, not a curated record. Lineage: Eukaryota; Viridiplantae; Streptophyta; Magnoliopsida; Fagales; Betulaceae.
UAUAAACUGUUCAGCUCUCACAGACCUCUCUCUCUCUUCUCUCUCUCAGACUCACAGACAUGGCUGCGCCGCUGCAGUACCUGGAGACGCUGCGCACCGCGCACCCGGAGCUCGGCGAGUGGUACGCCUCGCUGGCAGAUCUGUACCAGCGGAAGCUCUGGCACCAGCUCACCGCCAAGCUCGAGCAGUUCGUCGCCCUCACCGUCUUUCAGGCUGGUGAUGCUCUCAUACAGUUAUAUCACAAUUUCAUCACCGACUUUGAGACUAAAAUCAAUCUUCUCAAGCUUGCACAUUUUGCUGUCAUCGUUUCUAGGCAGUAUUCAGAGAAAGAAGCUGCCAUUAGUUAUCUUGAAGGGGUGAUUGAGAAGCUUCGAGCUACUAGAGAGCAGCGUAUUGAAGAGCCAGUCCUCUACAUCAAGAUGCAAAUAGCCAUAUUUAAACUUGAGCAAGGGGACCAAAAAGAGUGCAAGAAGCUUCUAGAAGAUGGAAAGAGUACCCUUGACAGCAUGACCGACAUUGAUCCAUCAGUGUAUGCUAACUAUUACUGGGUCUCAUCUCAGUUCCAUAAAUUUCGUCAAGAAUUUGCUGAGUUCUAUAAAAGUGCUCUUCUUUAUCUGGCGUAUACGUCCGUGGAGUCUCUCUCAGAAUCAUUUAAGCUGGAUCUGGCGUUUGAUUUGUCCCUUUCUGCACUACUGGGAGAUAACAUUUAUCCACCGGUGAAGCCCUACCAGAUCCGUGUGGAGGGUGCGCUUUACACUGGUCCGAAGGAUAAAGUUGAUGUAGAUAUAAAUGAUUUGGAUCACGAGAAGGAAGCACUGGAAAUGGAGACCAAUGAGGCUCCUGUGGAAGUUGGUGCACCAGGGACUCUUGUGGGAGACUUGGACCAGAACAACCAGGCAACUGCUCCUCAUCUUGUCAAUGAUUUAGGGUUAGAAAGAGAAUUUGGUAAUAGCUGUCAUGUCUUUGAUGAAAACUGGGAUGCCUCACCUCCUAAUCAUGCUCAAGAUAGCCCUUCAGAAACCUUUGAUGUCCAUCAAAAGGCAGUCAAAGAAAUGGGUCUUCUGAAAGUGCCGAAAGCUUGCCCUCCCUAUUCAAAGCAGCUCACUGGCUAA